Molecule: messenger RNA, 906 nt
Organism: Kluyveromyces marxianus DMKU3-1042
Lineage: Eukaryota; Fungi; Ascomycota; Saccharomycetes; Saccharomycetales; Saccharomycetaceae
Gene: SEC14
Product: phosphatidylinositol/phosphatidylcholine-binding protein
Exons: 1
Coding region: 1-906 (301 amino acids)
Source: RefSeq, a predicted model, not a curated record
AUGGUUAGCGAACAGGAAAUCCUGGAAUCUUACCCUCAAAAGUGCCCUGCUGACGCAUUGCCUGGUACUCCAGGUAAUCUGGAUGCGGCACAAGAAACGGCACUCAAAGAGCUUAGAGAGCAGUUGGAGGCUUUGGGAUACAAGGCUAGACUUGAUGACUCUACUCUAUUGCGUUUCCUAAGGGCCCGUAAGUUUGACGUUGAGGCUGCCAAGGUUAUGUACGAGAACUGCGAGAAAUGGAGAAAAGAAUUUGGCGUUGAUACCAUUUUCGAAGACUUCCACUACGAAGAAAAGCCACUUGUUGCCAAGUACUAUCCACAAUACUACCACAAGAUUGACAAGGAUGGUCGCCCUGUUUAUAUCGAAGAGCUCGGUUCUGUGAACUUGACUCAAAUGUACAAGAUCACUACUCAAGAACGCAUGUUGAAGAACUUGGUCUGGGAAUACGAGGCUUUUGUCAGAUACAGAUUGCCAGCAUGUUCCAGAAAGGCUGGUUAUCUAAUUGAAACCUCUUGUACCAUUCUAGACUUGAAGGGUAUCUCCAUCUCUGCUGCUGCCCAAGUGCUCAGCUACGUCAGAGAAGCCUCCAAUAUUGGUCAAAAUUACUACCCUGAGCGUAUGGGUAAGUUCUACUUGAUCAACGCACCUUUCGGUUUCUCUACUGCGUUCAGACUAUUUAAGCCUUUCUUGGACCCAGUGACCGUUUCAAAGAUCUUCAUCCUGGGUUCUUCCUACCAAAAGGACUUACUAAAGCAGAUCCCAGCAGAAAACCUCCCAAAGAAAUUCGGUGGUCUAUCUGAAGUGGAUGAAUCUGAAGGUGGAUUGUACUUGUCUGAUAUUGGUCCAUGGAGAGAAAAGGAAUUCAUCGGCCCUGAGGGCGAAGCCCCAAAGGCCUUCGAGAUGUAA